This is a messenger RNA of Auxenochlorella protothecoides, 366 nucleotides long. RefSeq lists its product as hypothetical. The transcript has 3 exons. The record is from RefSeq and is a predicted model, not a curated record. Lineage: Eukaryota; Viridiplantae; Chlorophyta; Trebouxiophyceae; Chlorellales; Chlorellaceae. The coding region runs from base 1 to 366 and encodes 121 amino acids.
AUGCGUGAACCAGACCAGAUCCCGGGCGUUACGCGCCCCACGCAACUCCAGCUCCCGGUCUCGCAGCACUUCACCAACGCCCGCCUGGAGCAGGCAUACCGGCAGUACAUCGGCACCAUCCAGCUCGGCAACGAUGUGGCGAUGACGCGACUCAUGAUGGCUUAUCACGCCGUGGCAACCUACAAGACGCUGAAGGAGGCUCAUGAAAUGGACUGGAUGACGAUGUUGAUGAUCUGCAACUUUGCUGUGCUGGGAGCUACCCUGCUGCUGCCCUCAGUCUGGCCGGGGGUGUGGCGGCGGUGGAGGGACGCCAUCAUGCCGCCCUUCCUCGUUUCGCACACGGUCGCCCUGCACAUCUUCCUGUGA